Molecule: messenger RNA, 321 nt
Organism: Pneumocystis murina B123
Lineage: Eukaryota; Fungi; Ascomycota; Pneumocystomycetes; Pneumocystales; Pneumocystaceae
Exons: 2
Coding region: 30-314 (94 amino acids)
Source: RefSeq, a predicted model, not a curated record
AAUGAGACUAGUUUCAUUGAAAACCUUUCAUGUCAUCUUUAAUAAAGUCUCAUAUAUCCCAGGAGCUUCUCGUCCAUUCUGAAAUUUCAUCUUUAGCUUCUACAUCAUCAAAAGAUCAGUUUUUGCAAAAAGUAGAGGAGCUUUUGUUUCUUAAUGCUGCUCAUAUGGAAUGCCAACGCUUUAAACUAUCUGAGAGUAAAUCAAAUGAAAUGUAUGAAUUAAGUUUUAGAGCACGCUUGGAGCGCGCAGAAAAAAGACGUUAUGUGGGACAGGAUGCUGAAUCAAAGUGCAAGAAAUACAAUAAGAUCAUAUAAGAAUAGU